Anarrhichthys ocellatus (wolf-eel) is the source of this 2127-nucleotide messenger RNA. RefSeq names its product solute carrier family 39, member 11 (gene slc39a11). The transcript has 10 exons. Gene Ontology annotation, molecular function: zinc ion transmembrane transporter activity. Gene Ontology annotation, biological process: zinc ion transmembrane transport. The coding region runs from base 149 to 1174 and encodes 341 amino acids. Lineage: Eukaryota; Metazoa; Chordata; Actinopteri; Perciformes; Anarhichadidae. Gene Ontology annotation, cellular component: membrane. The record is from RefSeq and is a predicted model, not a curated record.
CGGGAAGUAGGAAGUAAAUACGGAGGCGGUGAGGUCCCACUGGAAAGAAUUCUCAAAGUCUUACCCGGAGAGAUAAGAACGAGAGAUCGCCUUCCACGUCUUGGGAUCAGUUUGAGUUGAAGUGUGUUGUUUGUCCAGGUCUGGCACCAUGCUGGAAGGAUACAGCCCCGUGACCCAGGCCCUGCUGGGGACUCUGUUCACCUGGGCUCUGACCGCUGCCGGAGCAGCCCUGGUGUUUGUCUUCUCCAGCCGACAGAAGCGCAUCUUGGAUGGAAGUUUAGGCUUUGCAGCUGGGGUAAUGCUGGCUGCUUCCUAUUGGUCAUUGCUGGCCCCGGCAAUCGACAUGGCGGAGGAUUCUGGGAAGUACGGCUCAUUCGCUUUCUUGCCCGUGGCCGUGGGAUUCACACUCGGGGCGGCCUUUGUCUACUUCGCUGACCUGGCCAUGCCCCUGCUGGGUGUAGGCGCUGACCCCCACAUAGCCCUGGCUCAUCCCCCCGAAUCCAAGCUGGCCAAAGAGAAGGCAGACGAGCCGUCGUUCCAACACUUGGACUCUAACGAGAUGACCAUCAGGAUAGGUAGAGCUGGACCUCUCUCAGAUAAAAUGGAUAAUGGAGAGGUGUACCAGCGGAGGAGAGGUACAGCUCAUUCGGCCAGCUCAGAUGGACAGGAAACGGGAAGUAAACAACACGAAGGGGUUGGGCAGACGGCAGGCAGCUGGCGACGAAUCGUUCUCCUCAUCCUCGCCAUCACCAUCCACAACAUCCCAGAGGGUUUGGCUGUGGGGGUUGCAUUCGGAGCCAUUGGAAAGACUUCAUCGGCUACUUUUGAAAGCGCCAGAAAUCUGGCCAUCGGUAUUGGCAUCCAGAAUUUCCCAGAAGGCCUGGCAGUGAGCCUGCCGCUCCGGGGUUCAGGGAUGUCAACAUGGAGAGCCUUCUGGUACGGCCAGCUGAGUGGCAUGGUGGAGCCCAUUGCCGGGUUGCUCGGCGCCGUCGCUGUCGUCUUGGCAGAACCUCUCUUGCCGUACGCGUUGGCGUUUGCUGCUGGGGCGAUGGUCUACGUAGUGGUCGAUGACAUCAUACCUGAGGCUCAGCUCAGUGGCAACGGGAAGCUGGCGUCCUGGACCUCCAUCCUGGGCUUCGUGGUGAUGAUGUCACUGGACGUCGGGCUGGGCUGAGCUCACCGUGACAGCAGGAACACUCAAUGGCCGCGAUGUCGUCGCUGUGCUGCUGACAUCACUCUUUUAAAAAGGGGACCAAAUGAAGUGAUUUAUUCUGAAACACUGUUUAUCCGUUUCACUACUUGAAAUUCAUCAGCGAUGACAGAAACACCGAGCUAUUUUGUAAAACAAGUUGUGAGGAUGACUGUACUUGAAAAGUUCUCUUUAAUGUGUUUGAUUUUCAUGCAGGAGCUGUCACUUUAUCUUUUCUUUUUCCAAAUGGCAGACAUCUAAUUUAGGAAUGAAUUUAUGGCUGUUUAAUGAUUAUUCUCCUGAUUGCAGCGCUCGUACAUGUUUUGUUGAGAGGAUGUGGCUUUUUGAGUUCUUCUUCCCGUCAUGAACGUUAAAGGAUUAUUAUUUCUGAGGGUACUUCUUCUGGUUUUUGUAUUUCGUCAUGAUGGCAAUACUUGAAGUCUGGUUGGUUUGGUGAUUUAUGGGACCGUCAAUGACUUACCAGAUUUUCCUUUAUUACUUUUUCCAAAUGUUUUUUUUGUGUGUGUGUCUACACAAUUUUGAAGUUUACAGUUUUUGAUUACAGUAAUUUGUUGACUUGUUCAUCCAUCAUAAUUCACAUACUCAUUACAAACUGAAGCGAUACGGUCUCCAUUUCGACCAAAUGCAGUGCCUUCUUCUUCUUCCAAUAGUCUACUGCCAUCCACAGGCCAGUCUGAAGAGCCACAUGUUGUGGUCCGUGUCUAAUUAUUGCAAUGCUGAAGUUAACGCUGAAUAACAUGUGAAGUAUCUACAUAAUUAAACAACCAAGUGAUUCUCAGGGUUCUCCAGCGUGUGGUAUUCAGAGCGGAAUCAUUUUGAUCUUUUUAACCGUCGUCUCUGAUUGAUGCAUGCUCUAGGCCAGUAAUUAUUAAACUUCUAAGGGAACGGUUUAUAUUAUAGUCUACACUCACCGGCCA